Molecule: messenger RNA, 1248 nt
Organism: Morchella importuna
Lineage: Eukaryota; Fungi; Ascomycota; Pezizomycetes; Pezizales; Morchellaceae
Exons: 2
Coding region: 1-1248 (415 amino acids)
Source: RefSeq, a predicted model, not a curated record
AUGCCGGAAAUACCUAAAGGGCCUUCAUUUUUUACCGAUGUGGCUGAUUGGGGUUUGGAGCAGAUAAUGUGUCUUCUAAGGGAGGUGACAUUAAAUAAUAAAGAUGGGGACUUGGUUCUUAAAAAGCUAUGGAAUAAUUACCUUAAUGCUGAAGGCAAAUCAUACCCAUUUGAGGCACCCCUUAACGACCAAAACGAGUACAAACCCGAGAUCGAGACCACAGAAAUAGUCUUACACGGCACGGUCCUGGAGAUACAUUCUAGCUGGUGCGCACUAGCGGCAGUUGUCAAUUUUAUAAUUCCACCUUACGACCCCGAAGGAGGAACUAUUACUGGGUAUGGAUAUUCAGCCGCUACCUUCCUAGCAAAAUGGGCAGACACGAUUUCGAGGAACUUCCGCGGUGUAAAAGUUAUUACGAAUGACCAACACGGUAAAACACGCACGGAACUCAAACGCGUCCAGUUCACUCCUCCUUUUUUCACGUUUACCUGGAAGAGUCCUAUCGAUUCCGGCGACUGGAACGGUUACGUCGCAGUAGUCAGCACUGGUAAAUGCGUCAACCUCCCGAGUAGUCCCCUGACCAGCGCUUUGAAUGAGAAAUUGGUAGCUGCCAGAUGGAACCAAGUGGUUACAAGCUCAAACUUUUCAGGCAUUUCCGCUGAGAAUUGUCCGUUCCCAAGAGACUCCUUUUUAAUUAAGCCGCCGUGCGAGCCUGAGAGGGUCGGGAUUGAGAUCGGAAGGGCCCCGAAGGACUCGGUGAAGCAAAAGACACUGGAGUUAUUCAAACUGAAGCUUGUUCGACCCGCUAGCAAGGUCUACCAUAUGGGAGGAUGUGCCGAGCUAUGGGGAUUCUUGGUGAUGCAAAACCACUUUCGUGAUGGAGAAGGAGGUCAUUUCAAUUCAAUUACCAUCGAUGUCAAAUGGGCCCAUUGCACCAAACUUAUUGGGUACAACCAAAUGACUGUCGACUGCACAAAAUGCCCCGAUGGAUCCGGUUAUUGGAAGUUUAAUACCGGCGCGCACUGUAAAAAUGGUCGGAAACAUAAAAUAUUAACACCAAAACCUGGCUGUCUCGGCUGUCUCUUUUUAGCCUCUGCCAUCGAAGCCAAGAAAGGAGCUGUUUGGAAACAAGAUAGCGAAGGCAUAACGCUUAGGCCCUACGAAACACCAAGAGAUUCGGGCUCUACCCAUACCCUACAAGACAUUAAAGUUCAAGAACAGUCCACUCCCUCGGAUCAACCGGUCUAG